Cryptosporidium ubiquitum is the source of this 267-nucleotide messenger RNA. RefSeq lists its product as uncharacterized. The transcript has a single exon. Gene Ontology annotation, biological process: DNA-templated transcription. The record is from RefSeq and is a predicted model, not a curated record. The coding region runs from base 1 to 267 and encodes 88 amino acids. Lineage: Eukaryota; Apicomplexa; Conoidasida; Eucoccidiorida; Cryptosporidiidae.
AUGGUGCAGUUUUGUAUUCAUUGCCAUAAUAUUUUAUUGCUUAAGGAGCAUGAAGACAAACUAUCAUUUUACUGCCCCACAUGUCCUUAUGUAUUUAAAAUUGUGAACCAAAUCAGCAAAGUAACUGACUUUAUUCCUAAAAAGAUGGAAGAGCCUUCCAUAGAUAUGAAUGAGAUUGCAAGCUCAAAAACAAUGGGUAAGUCUAAUUUAAUGAUGGUAGCACUAGUUAAACGAGAGAUAUGUGUAUUUAUAUUAUUUAUAAGAUAG